AUGAAUGACCGUCGAAGAAUCAAUGGCCCGCCAGGGGGUACCCGGCCAGCGGUCUUCGCAUCGCAUCUCGAAUCAAGCAGUGCGGCCGAUCGAGCCCGCCGCGAGCGCCAACCAACCGAGCUCCGGAAAAUCUUCUUAAAGACGGGUCUGAUCCCCUCUGCUUCUGGCUCUUCAUAUCUCGAAUUUCAACCCUCUGCCUCUCUUGCCGCCGCACGCUCAGACCCCAAAUCUUUGAUCCCGCCUUCCUCAGCUUUGAAACUAGCCUGCACAGUCCACGGCCCGAAACCAUUGCCUAGAUCUGCAGCCUUUUCUCCCAAUCUUGUUCUUACUACACAUGUCAAGUAUGCGCCCUUUGCGGCUCGCAAGAGGAAGGGGCAUAUCCGUGAUGCAAGCGAGCGGGAUCUCGGCGUCCAUCUGGAAACUGCUUUGCGAGGAGCGAUCAUUGCAGAGCGCUGGCCCAAAUCUGGUAUUGAUCUGACCAUUACUAUCCUGGAGGCUGAGGACGAUCGGUGGUGGGCGGAUGCUCCAGACUCGCACGAUGCCUCGUGGGGCAUGAUGAAUGUUCUUGCGGGUUGUAUUACUGCGGCAUCGGCUGCCAUUGCCGAUGCUCACAUUGACUGCUUGGACCUUGUUGCCGGUGGUGUGGCUGCGCUUGUCUCAGAUGACUCUGCCGAUUCGUCUACUCCCAGGCUUAUGCUUGAUACCGAUCCGGCCGAACAUCGCUCUAUCAUGUCCGCGUGUGUGGUAGCUUACAUGCCUGCCCGUGAUGAAAUCACUGAGCUUUGGCUCAAGGGAGACAGCUCAAAGGCUGCAUUGGAAAAUGGAGAUGAGAGAACUGCACAUGAAGCCUUAAUAGACGGUGCUGUUGAUGCGGCGAGAGGUGCACACUCUGUCCUUGGUGAUGCUCUUCGGGAAUCUGUGUUGCAGACAAUCCAGUCUUAA
This is a messenger RNA of Penicillium longicatenatum, 942 nucleotides long. RefSeq names its product 3' exoribonuclease family protein. The record is from RefSeq and is a predicted model, not a curated record. Gene Ontology annotation, cellular component: nucleolus; cytoplasmic exosome (RNase complex); nuclear exosome (RNase complex). The transcript is spliced from 2 exons. Lineage: Eukaryota; Fungi; Ascomycota; Eurotiomycetes; Eurotiales; Aspergillaceae. Bases 1 to 942 code for a protein of 313 amino acids. Gene Ontology annotation, biological process: rRNA catabolic process; nuclear mRNA surveillance; poly(A)-dependent snoRNA 3'-end processing.